Messenger RNA from Fusarium vanettenii 77-13-4, 1137 nucleotides. RefSeq lists its product as uncharacterized. NCBI's taxonomy places the organism in Eukaryota, Fungi, Ascomycota, Sordariomycetes, Hypocreales, Nectriaceae. The record is from RefSeq and is a predicted model, not a curated record. Gene Ontology annotation, biological process: transmembrane transport. The annotation marks the transcript as partial. Gene Ontology annotation, molecular function: transmembrane transporter activity. Gene Ontology annotation, cellular component: membrane. The transcript is spliced from 8 exons.
UCAUCCACAGGGGAGCCUUCCCGGGAGCAGCACUUCAAAGUCGUCGCACGAGGUGAUCCGCUCUCCAGUUCUGACGACGUACGGGGUGAAAUUACCGGUUACGAUGAUUCUCUCAUGAGGGCCAGGGCCGAUUUGAGCAGCACUGAAGAGAAGAAACUGCUAAGAAGGAUUGACUGGCAUCUUAUCCCUCUGCUGGCUAUCAUGUACAUGGUGAAGACCAUCGACGCUUCCAAUGUUUCCAAUGCUAGAAUUAUGGAUCGAGGAACUCCUCGGAAUAUCAUGAUUGAACUUAGUGUGACUCCUGAUCAGUACAACUUUGUGACUGCAGCAUAUUAUAUAUCCUGGGGCAUUGUUCUUUGUUGUCAUGCUGCCGUCACGAACGCUGGCGGACUAUACACUGUCCGUGCAUUUCUGGGCCUUUUCGAGGCUGGUCUCUGGCCUGGCAUCCUCUUGCAGCUGUGCUACUGGUAUAGGCCAGAUGAGAUGGCUGGAGUUCUCUCCUUUGCCUUUGAUGGCGUCCAUGCUCGAGGUUUAUCUGGAUGGAAGUGGCUCAUUUUAACUGAGGGUGUUUUCACGAUAAUUCUUGGCAUCGUUGUGUACCUUGUUCUCCCAGAUUUUCCUAACACCGCCAGUUGGAUGUCUCAGGAAGAGAAAGACUUUAUCCAAGCUAGGCUCCCUAUCAAUGCUCCAAGAGCAGCUGAGAAAGACUUUGACUGGAAAGAGUUUUGGCAAACCCUCAAAGACCCCAAGCUCUGGCUCUUUCUGCUCUGUUGGGCCUUUUACACCAUUGGAACAACUGGUUUGCAAUUUUACCAACCCACGGUGAUUGCAAAUCUAGGUUUUACGACGAUUGCUCAGGCUCAGCUCCUUAAUAUCCCUCCGGCCAUCUUUGCUUGCGUCUUGACCAUUGUUUUCGGAUGGGUAGCGAAUACCGGACAUGUCCCUCUACCCGCCAUCCCUUUGACUUUCAUGGUCAUCAUUGAGGCAUGUUAUGUUGUUUUGUACACAUUCCCCAAUACUGGGGGUGUGUAUGCAGCUACUGUCAUUGCUGGAGGUUUCUCCAUAGCCUGGUACACAAUGAUGUGGCCUUGGCGAGUUCAGACCACAGAUGGGGCUACAGGAUCGGCAUUUGCCAUC